AUGCGGCUGCAUGCUUAUGACUCAUCAAGGAUUUACAAGGACAAGGUGAAAUUUUAUCACGAUAAGAAACUGAUCAAGAGAACUUUCCAUCCAGGAGAGUUGGUGUUACUGUUUAACUCAAGGUUGAAGUUAUUUCCUGGGAAGCUGAAAUCAAAAUGGUUAGGACCUUUUGUGGUAAAGCAGGUAUUCCAAAAUGGAGCAGUGGAGUUAGAGCAUUCCAAUGAUGAUAAUCAACAACGAAGCUGGAUAGUGAAUGGUCAGAGGCUCAAACAUUAUGUGGGAGGAGAUGUGGAGCAAACUGCCUCAAUUAUGAUGUUGGUGGAUCCAUGA
Messenger RNA from Vigna radiata var. radiata (mung bean), 330 nucleotides. RefSeq lists its product as uncharacterized. Bases 1 to 330 code for a protein of 109 amino acids. The transcript has a single exon. The record is from RefSeq and is a predicted model, not a curated record. Lineage: Eukaryota; Viridiplantae; Streptophyta; Magnoliopsida; Fabales; Fabaceae.